This is a messenger RNA of Conger conger (European conger), 735 nucleotides long. RefSeq names its product elongin C paralog a (gene eloca). Gene Ontology annotation, biological process: ubiquitin-dependent protein catabolic process. Bases 175 to 513 code for a protein of 112 amino acids. Gene Ontology annotation, molecular function: protein-macromolecule adaptor activity. Lineage: Eukaryota; Metazoa; Chordata; Actinopteri; Anguilliformes; Congridae. The record is from RefSeq and is a predicted model, not a curated record. Gene Ontology annotation, cellular component: elongin complex. The transcript is spliced from 5 exons.
UUUACAGCGCUUAUUCCGGUUGUAUGCUUGAAGUCGAGAGAAGCAGUUGCUUCUGAAAAGUGUGGAGAUGUUGAAGAUUAAUGUUGAUGUCUUGUUAAGUUACAACAGAUAGCAGGCAUCGUUUAAACUGCUUUCACAUUUUAUCAGGAAGAAAAGGGGUAAUUUCAACAAGCAAUGGAUACUGAAGAGAAGACCUAUGGAGGUUGUGAAGGGCCAGAUGCCAUGUAUGUAAAGCUCAUCUCCUCAGACGGCCAUGAGUUUAUUGUGAAGAGAGAACAUGCAUUGACCUCCGGCACAAUCAAAGCCAUGUUGAGUGGUCCUGGUCAAUUUGCUGAGAAUGAAACCAAUGAAGUAAACUUCAGGGAGAUCCCUUCUCAUGUCCUUUCCAAAGUGUGCAUGUACUUCACCUACAAAGUUCGCUACACCAACAGCUCAACAGAAAUCCCAGAAUUUCCCAUCGCACCCGAGAUAGCACUGGAACUUCUGAUGGCUGCAAACUUCUUAGAUUGUUAAAUGAAAAUCAAAAAGCUAAAUAUUUAAAGUUUUUUUUUUUUGUUUUUACUUUUUGUGUUUCUUCUUUUGUUGAACUUGUUUGCCAUAUACUUGAGGUACAGGUAUAAGAAUCUGCAGUGUAAAAUGGGUUUUUGCACAAGACAACCUAUUCAGUUACUAGAUUUAAUCUUGUAUUGAGCAAGAAUUAAAUUUUAAUAUAAUAAACUGUGAUGUCUGUCGAAA